Brassica napus (rape) is the source of this 1387-nucleotide messenger RNA. Its product is annotated as 5'-adenylylsulfate reductase-like 7. The record is from RefSeq and is a predicted model, not a curated record. The transcript is spliced from 4 exons. Lineage: Eukaryota; Viridiplantae; Streptophyta; Magnoliopsida; Brassicales; Brassicaceae. The coding region runs from base 374 to 1237 and encodes 287 amino acids.
GGCAAUAAAAACUUUACGACAUUCUCACGGAUCUGAGACUUUCUUUCCCUUUUAGAUAUUUUCAGACAAGAUUUUUUAAUCUCCUGUUCUUCUCUUUUUCAGUUUUUGGUUCUUCUUGCCGUCGUAGUAACCUUUGCUUUUUAAUCAUUUGCUUGAGCAUUGUGUGUUCUUGUCCUCUCGAAUUCUGAUUGCGAAUUUAUCCCUAAUCAAAGCUUAGCGAUUUAGGAAAUUCGAUCUCUCUCUCUCUCUCUCUCUCUCUCUCUCUCUCUCUCUCUCUCUCUCUCUCUCUCUCUCUCUCUCUCUCUCUCUCUUUUGCCCUAGAUUUAGAUUUUUUUUUUUUUUUGUUCUUGGUCUUUCUUUUCAUCGUAAUAUAAUGAGUUUCUGGGUCUCCAUGCUCCUCCUCUUAUGUGCGAUAGCUGGGUCAUGCUUACCUUCCGGGCUCGCUUCCUCCGUUGACGCUUGCGAUCAUCAUGAUGAAUUCGAGGUGUUCCGUUGCGGAAUCGACAGAAAGUGUCCUCCUUUUCUCUAUCCCAGACCUCCUACAGAGGUGGAUGGAGACUUGCUAGACAGACUCAUGGAUUCACAUAACCAUGGAAAUGCUUAUACUUCCAUACUGUUUUAUUCCCCUUGGUGCCCGUUCUCAUGUUUAGUACGCCCAAAGUUUGAAGCGCUGAGUUCAAUGUUCCCCCACGUAGGGCACCUGGUUGUUGAGCAGUCUCAGGCUUUACCAUCGGUCUUUUCUAGGUAUGGUAUCCAUAGCUUGCCUUCAAUCUUGAUGGUGAAUCAAACAUUGAAGAUGCGAUACAUUGGUCCAAAGGAUCUUGCAUCCCUGAUUCAGUUUUACCAACAUACAACAGGUCUUAAACCCGUUCAGUGUGUGGAUGAAGCUGAACCUAACCUGAUCAAAUGGCUACACAACGGUUCAUCUAUCAGAGAGAUAGCGGAAAGAGAUCCAUAUUUGGUACUCGCACUGAUGUUUCUGUCUUUGAAACUUGCAAUUUUGAUCUUCCCCAUCAUGGGAGCGCGCUUGAGAACGUUAUGGGCAGCUCAUGUUCCGCAUCUGAGCUUGGGAAUACUCGGUGAGACUAGCCAGCUCUUUGGCCGUGCGUUGCACAUGAUCGACGUGAGGAGGCUUUGGAUUAAACAGAGACUUAACAAGACAAGGGACUUCCAAGAGAGAGCAAAGAAUGCGCUUGCAUCUGUCUCGCUAGGAAAAUCUACUUCACAAUCAGCUUAAAGGGUGCUGAUGAGCUUAGUUUAAUUACUUUUCUUUUUGUGGACUUGUUAUCAACUUUGGAGUUUGGAGUUCUUGUCUCUGUAUGUAAAUCAUGUUUUGCUUAUUUGUGAAUAAUUCAUCUUUCUUUCUUGAAUGUGUGUAUUCCGGGUC